Calidris pugnax (ruff) is the source of this 1754-nucleotide messenger RNA. RefSeq lists its product as uncharacterized. Bases 54 to 989 code for a protein of 311 amino acids. The record is from RefSeq and is a predicted model, not a curated record. Lineage: Eukaryota; Metazoa; Chordata; Aves; Charadriiformes; Scolopacidae. The transcript is spliced from 4 exons.
GAGCCUCUGGGUGAAAAUACAGGGAGAACAGGGAAGGAGGAGCAGGUGAAAUCAUGCCUGGGGCUGGCCACUCCUCAGAGUCUCCUUGUCUCUCCAUGGCAAGUUCCAGGCACGCCGUGCUCGGAGGAAUAAGCCCGGAGGCCUUAAUCGUUUCCCACACUUUCGUGGGGGCACUGGUGGCCCUGCUGAUGUUCUGCUUCCUGGAGAUCAUGGGCUGGACCCCGGGAGCGACACCACGGAAGUGCCGAUGUGGAGGCAAGAAGGGGAAAGGCCGAGGUGUGCAGCCCCGGGGCAAGGGCCAGCGCCCUGCGAAGACCCCACCUGUCCCCACGUGCCCACUGCCCCAACCGGGGAUGGCCUCUCCCCUCACUCUGUCCCCUGGGUCUUCAGACUCUGUCCUCCUGGAGCCUUCACAGCCCUUGAGGAUGAACUGGCCCAUGCACCCAGACGUGGAUGGUUGGAGUGAAGCAGUCGAGCAAUUAAACAGGACUCUCAAGGACUUUGAAAGACACCUGGAAUCGUCCAACUGUGAGACCGUUGAAGGCAGAGACAGCUCUCUAACUUCCACCAUGGGCCUCACCCAUGAAUCCACACUGGAGCAAGAACUGGACCUGACGGUGACUGUAAAAACUCUACAAGAUGUUCCAGCCUCAGCUCCUCCUAGACCCCACCAACCAGAAAACCGUGGUGUGGUGGUUCCGAUCGUGUUGGAUCCGCCCUUCCUGGAUGAGGCUGCGAAAAGGGACCUAGAGGCUCUCAUUUCAAAAAUGAAAAUCCAGAGGCGCUAUGGGCUGCAAAGGUGGAUCCUGGAUUGUGAGCCGUGCUUUGAAUUUAUCGAGCGGAAAUUGAAAGACUCUGGGACUUUCCCUCCAGAGGAACACCUGGGCUGCCCUAGCAGAUCAAAGGCAGAUGAACAGAGUCCUCCUCUGACCAACAGUGUGCACCAGCAAAAUGGAGAGAUCCAGCUGCCUCCUCCUGCUCCACGUUGAAAUAAAAGUGCUGGUUUUGUUCUAUUCAAAGACAUUAUAAUAGAAUCCAGAUUAAGUCUAAAUUUAAAUGAAAUUCUCCCAGGGAUCUUGGAGAUAAAUUAGCAACAUUGCAAGGUGAUAAGUUUCUGAAACACAGGAACUAGCCAGAACUUGUUACGUUCCUGACUGAUAACACAAAGUUCAGCUGAUCUUUCAUGGAAAAAAUAUAGUAAAUUUCCCUUCUGGGGGUUGUAUUUACGCAGCCUUUUCAGGUUGCAUUAACGCCCACUGUAACAUAUUUAACUUCCAUUCAUGAGUCACUCUGACACUAUACUGCUUUUCAGCUACGCAAACAAUACAAAAACUGAGUCCCUAGUCACAAAUAAGGAAGGAAUUUUGAACAUUAGCGUUUUUAUCAAUGAAAUGUAUUGACACAUAACUACAUUGAUGUCAGCAAUUUCCAUUGAGCUGAAAAGGACUAAGAGCAGGCUAAUAUCUAAUGAUGGUUUCACUCAUGUGCUGCAUGAUCUCUGAAGACCAAGUCCUAAGAGACAUUGAACACAAGUGAUUCUACCAAUUAGUGCCAACUACAGAUCUGCAGCAUCUUUAAUAAUUGACCAAGAUACAACUUCCAUCAUAAAAUGUGCAUACUAAUAUAUUAAAACACAUUUUAAAGGUGAGCAUAGUGUAUAUAGUGUAUGGGAAUGCAAUAUAUACCUUAUUAAAAAUGUUUCACCAUGAUUUAAAGUUAGAAAUAAAAGUCAUGUAGUGCUCAUUUAUGUUACU